AUGCAAUUUGCACCACUUGAAUCCUUCUCGUCCAGGGCAGUCGCUUGCUCACAGCGCCGACCCGACGCUGCGGAUUGGACCGUUUCUGCGACCUGCCACGCGUCGCUGGACAAUGACCGCAGUGGCUGCGCUCUAGCGGGCUCUAGAGGCUCUAGUACAGGCACGGAAUCCUCCCGUGCGCAGCGCUUUGGGCUAGUGCCAGCCUUUAGUGCUUCGUACCGCUGUACGUACCGGUACCAUUCUUGUCAACUCGAGCCAAAGCCAAAGCAAUCAAUCAAUCAAUCUGCCCGUCUCCACCACCAGGCCUCAACCAUCGAUCGCGCUUUUAGCCAAAUUGUCGUGGGAUCUUCGCAGCCCUCAUCGCCGUCAGCUGCAGCCAAACGAGACACGCCGUCGCCCGCGCCGCGCUGUCUCGGAUGCCGCUGGCACAACGGCCUGGCACGCCUUCUAGAAGCAGCGCAGAACAUCGCCAACUGUGAUUGCCAGGAGCUCGGAGUACUCCGUGCGAUUCCACGCCAUACGCGAGCGGUCCUCGCUCAUCUCGCGAUCCAAAGACGCAGCAGCAGUAGCGGUGAUGUUGCAGGCGCACAGCUUCGCACUAUUGCCCAUCGCUGGGGGCGCGCGUUCCUGCAGCCCAGGCAUCACAAGCACGUUGCAUCAGGCCCAAAUGCUGCUGCAAUGCUUGCAGCCCAGCCUUGUCCAUCACACAAAGCGGCACCGUGCUCGAUGACUGGGCUUGCUGGGCACCUCUUCCGCACUCCGAGCUGGGUUCGUGCAACGCUGCCUGCAUUCACCGGUCCCGUCGGCCUGCAUCCAUAUCGACAGGGUGCUAAACCAUCCCAGCACUCGGCAGCAUGCAGCAUCCUGGCCACCGUCAGGGGUCCCGGACCUGGUCGGCGAAGAGACCAACAGGGAACCGUUCCCCAGCACCAUCGUCUCCAUCGCUGCCCCCCGGUCGUCGACGCUACCCACCAGCAAGAGGUUCCGCGGUCCAAUCUCCUGACUGACCUGGGGUCAAGGAUAGCCCCCAAAUUUGGCAUUUUUUUGGGCGACGUCUCUUCCAGGGUCCUGGAUGGGAAGCCUCUCGUGCGCUCUGCCUCAGCUCAGCUCAGCUCCGUCAUCCAGAUAUAA
Molecule: messenger RNA, 1131 nt
Organism: Trichoderma gamsii
Lineage: Eukaryota; Fungi; Ascomycota; Sordariomycetes; Hypocreales; Hypocreaceae
Exons: 4
Coding region: 1-1131 (376 amino acids)
Source: RefSeq, a predicted model, not a curated record